AUGUUUGGUUGCAGCAAAGUCUCACAGCAGCGCGCUUCUGGUAACUUGUGGGUGGCAACUUCCGCGCAGCAGCUUCGGCAGCAGGAGGACUCGAUUAGGUUGGGUCUUCGUGGUCGACUCCCUCACUCCACGAAGGACGGCCCCGAAGGUUCCCCGGCUCGCGUGGCGGUGUCUGGCCGUCACAGCUCCGCCUUUGCCGCGGCUCUCAGGGCCACUCGUCAGGAGGCCAUUGCAGCCCCGGUGGACUCUUCAGCGCACGGUGCUGAGGAGCUCACUGCACUUUUUGCCGAAGCUCAGAUCCAACUGGCUGUGCUUGCGGAUGCCUCGGCCAGUGAAGCCAGCAAUGUUCAAGAGGCUGCUCGACGGCUCGGUGCCAGCACUGUUUGUGCGAACACUCUCGCCGUCGAAGGAAGCUCAAUGAUGCCAGCGGACGCAAUCCCGCAGGGACUGCCAAAGGACUCCGAAUCUUCCAUGUUGCUCUUCGCACAUUGCUCCGCCCUGGGGUCGAGUGCACCUAGGGCAGCCGAGGUCGAUAGACUUGCACUCAGUGCCCGUAUCUCCAGGUCCACUGCGGCGUGGGCGUUCUCUGCCGAGGACACGGUUUUGUCCCUUGGGCUCGAAGCCGGUUCCGCCGCUGCAGUCGUGGAUGCCGUGGAGGCACCACUGGCUUCGGGUGCUCAUGUCGUCUGUUCAGCGGCAGAAUCCGUUUGGGAUCUCUGGUCCGCCAUUGAAGAGGCCAAAGAAGCCUCGGUGGUGUUCGUUGACUCGGAGUGGUGCUGGAGCAUGGCAAACAGCUACGACUCCCUUGCGGCCCCGCUACGGGAAAGUCUACGUUCUCGGUUUCGGGAGAAGCCAUUUCGACACUUUGUGGCUGCUGCGCCUGCGGGAACUGUCCUCUCGCAGGACUUGGCGGCGCGCUGGCGUGAAAUCUUCAACUGCCCGCUCACAUGGCACUUUAGUUGUGCCGAGGCAGCUUCAUCCAUGGCUCCCUUCCUGCAAGCUUGGCUCAUUCCCUUCUUCGCGUCGGUGGUGGCUGCGACGUGGAAGCCUUCGACCGAGGCAGCAGUGCAGCUGCCACCUCGAGGCACACCUCUUCCGGAGGUACCUGCUUUCCGCUCCUCCGAUGGCGUGCUCAAUUGCACGCUGAGGCUACGACCGGCACGGGUGGUGGGGCCAAAUAUCAGCUUCGUGACGCGGAUAUACAACGAUUUCAUCCCGGGACCCACGAUUAUGAUCAAGCCGGGCGACAGGCUCUUGAUCACUGUGCAGAACGAUUUGCAGGCUCCGCUGGGCAUGACUGCCAACGACAAAUACCAGCUCCCCAACACCACCAAUCUACACGUUCACGGACUUCAUGUGUCACCCAAUGCGCCGGCGGACGAUGUCUUUGGCACGGUCCUGGGCCCGGGCGAUUCCUUCAUGUACGACUACAAGCUCAUCGCAGAUCACUCUCCUGGUACAUAUUGGGCGCACCCUCAUCAUCACGGAUCCAACGUCAUGCAGGCGGGUGCUGGAGCUGCGUCGGUGCUUGUGGUGCAGGAUCCACCAGGCUUCCUCUCAACUCAGCUGGAGACAUUGCCAGAUCACAGCCUGAUGUUGCAGAACUUGCCUCUGCCGCUGUUGACGGCAGCUGCGAAGGCAUCUGGGGACCAGCUCUUCCAGAGCUCACCACAGGAAGACCUCUGGCUGGUGAAUGGCGCAGUGCAGCCCGUUCUUACAGUGACCUCAACCCAGUGGCACCGCUUGCGCUUGGUAAUGGCCGGUGUCUCUGAUUGGCUCUUCUUGGACUUUGGAAGCUGCGAGACAGCGCUGCUUGCAAAAGACGGCAUUUACAUUGAUGACUUCCCGCGCUGGAUAUCCCGUGUGUCCCUGCCACCUGGUGGACGAGCAGAUCUAGUCGUACGCUGUCCAGGUAGUGAGGAAGGUACCAAUCAUGCCGUAGCUUCUCUUGCCAGCCCCGGAAACGGGGUCAAGUCCUACGUGGGUCCCCUGUUUUCCAUCCGCUCCGUCGAGUCGCAACUCGAGGGAUCCAAAAUGGAGGACUUGGUCCCCUGGCGUCCUCGGAGCCGGCCGACGUAUUUGCAGGACCUUAGCGGUGACCUGACGAGCCCGGACUGCAGCUGCAAGACUCCACUGGGACAGGGGGUUCACACUCGUUGGAUUGAUGGCCACCUCUUCGAAGGUGCCAAGAAAUACUUGCAUCAGUGGCCACGCGACGCUGUUGUGCAGCGCGAGAUUUCUGGGAUUGACAAGCACAGCUUUCACCAGCACACCUGGCCAUUUCAACUGCAGAACACGCCUGCCGGCAGUGACCCUUACUUCAAGGCCGGCGACUGGCAUGACACUUACCAGAACGUUCUUGACUCCAAGGCUACUGUCCGCUUCAGCACAGUCGAUUUCGCUGGCCCGGAAGUGGUGCAUUGCCAUGCUCUGGCGCAUUCGGAUCAGGGGAUGAUCGGAGCAGAGAUCGUUGCAGGACGGGGUCGGGACGCUUGUCACUGCGACCUCCUCGGAGAGGCGCAGCCAGUGGAUUUCGUGGCAGACGAACGAAGCCAAAGCCUGCUGCUAGUGGCAGGCCUGCUGUUCAUGGCGAUGUCUCUGCUUCUUCUGGGAAUGCUUCGACAGGUCGUCCGCUCGGCGCGAUCACUGUCGGAUGCGUACAGCACGCUUCCAGACGGGCCUGAGAGUGCGUGA
Messenger RNA from Symbiodinium sp. CCMP2592, 2694 nucleotides. Lineage: Eukaryota; Dinophyceae; Suessiales; Symbiodiniaceae. The record is from the annotation of a GenBank genome assembly.